AUGAUUUAGUGUAAGAUUAACUCUGAGAUCAGCAUGCUGAAUGUUUAGUAAAGGAAACCUCUAGUGUCUUGUGUUAUUUUAAAUAUGCCAUCUAAUACAUCUUCACAUAUAGGGAUUCCAGUGUCUAUACUUUAUUUGUGAACAAAACCACUACAACAUCAAUCACAUUACAGGCUUUGAUUAGUUAAUAGUCGUGUAUCCUGCAUUCACGUAAGAUGUAAGUCAAGGACGUGGCCCUCUAACACAACUAGCAGUGGGCAGGAUAACCCUUCCCUUCCCCACUGCAGAGAUGAGCUCUCAGGCACACAAUGGCUUCUUUCACCUUUGCCUGGGAUAAGAGAGAAGUUACACUCUUAGGUCUUUUUGAAGCCAAAUCUAGUGUGUGUAAUGAAAAGAGCUUUGCAAUGGCUGAUAAACAGAGACAGACCUCCGCUGAACUGUUGAAUACGCAGUCAGAGGGGCAUAGAAGAUCCGAUUUGGUCCUCGGAUUCAUCCUUCAAGGGCUUAAAUAACUAUUUCAGUGCAUAUGGGAUAAUAUUUUCCAUUUAAGAUUUCCAGUACAGGGCGAAACACCAUAACCUCCAAUAAAUGUUUCUGAGUCAACGAGUAUGAGUAAUAAAUGCCUCUUUUGUCAUUGCAAACAGAUGUGUUGAUCAAAUUAAACAACUUUUGUUCACACAAUUGAGUAUUUUUAGUCAACGGUCAGUAAAAGUUCAGUUUUGGAUUUUUCCAAAAAUACUUUGACCGCCAUAAAAGAAACGCAACAGUUGUGCUUUUGUGAGCAUAGACAACAUAAUAAUGACUACUAGGGGUCACCUCCAUCACCCCGAAUGAAUGCUUCCCUCCUAUAUUUAGCUUUAUGAUAUGUUACAGACUAAAAUUAGAGGAGCGACCGGGUUCAUGACAGUUAGUUUUUGAAAACAGAUACAAAACAAUGUUGUCUAGUGAGUCUGGUCCAGAGAUGGGCCUCUGGGCCAUUUGGAAACCGCAAAGAACAAGCAGUAAUUGUCUCGGACCCCCUGAAGCAGAAGUGGCAGAAGGGGGAAGUCUGGGAUUGGCCGCUUCACGCAAACAAAACUGGGCGGUCCCACCGAAUUAGUGAUAUAGGCAAAAGAUCUCGGCCCUGUGGUGAUCAAACCUGUCAGAUCAGUAAUCUCUCCGCUUGAGGUGAUUACUACGACCUGUUAUAAAAAGGAAAGGCCUGGUCUUAGUACUAAUUAGGUCACGGAGUUCCUCCUGCUUGGUUAUAAAGACCGGACAGGAACAAGAGGGGACAGUCACUUGGUUUCCUCUCCACAGCCUGGGAUCCUACCUUAGCGUUCCUCCGAGUGGAAGUACAGGGACUGAGAAUGCCACAUUUAACUGACUGUAGUUUCUACAAGAUGAGAGACGGAGCUCGAGUUUCCAACGUUCAAAGUCAUUUGGAGAACUCCAAGUACCACCUCCACCAGACCCAGGCCCAGCAGGUCAAACAAUACCUAACUUUGGGCAGCAAACUUGCUAGCCAGGCCCACCCGGUCGCCCAUCCUCUCCCGGGCCAGGCCCUGGGCACGGUGCCCGUCAUGCGCAAUGGACACAUGCCGCCCGUGAGCGACAGCAGCACGCCAGGAAGCCCAGUCACCUUGCUCUCACUGGCCAACAAUCACGACAGCGAGUUUCCUAUGGAUGAAGUUAUUGAUGAUCUUAUUAGCCUUGAAACCGGUUUCAAAGAUGGGGGUUUGGAUUGUAUGGAGCCAGGCAUCAUAAUGCAAAAUAAUGUGUCACUGAACAACAGCAUGCUGGAGGUGUACGGCGGUGACCAAGGUAUGACUGCCGCUCACGGUGGACUGACACCCUCAUUGCCCACAAAGCUCUCAGUUAAAAUGGAAGUCACAGAACACGACACCAGAGUCAUGGCCAAAGAGAGACAGAAAAAAGACAACCACAAUCUAAUUGAAAGACGACGGCGAUACAACAUCAACUACAGGAUCAAGGAGCUCGGAACGCUGAUACCGAAAUCAAAUGACCCUGAUAUGCGCUGGAACAAAGGGACGAUCCUCAAGGCCUCGGUGGAAUACAUUAAGUGGCUGCAGAAAGAGCAGCAGCACGCCCGUGAUCUCGAGAGCCGACAGAAGAAACUAGAACAGGCCAACAGAAGACUCCAGCUACGAAUCCAGGAAUUGGAAAUCCAGGCUCGUGCUCAUGGUCUGCCCAGUAUGGCUGCAUCUAUGGGAACGGUUGAACUUUCAUCCCAUCUCCUAAAGCAGCACCAGAGCCAAGUCACACCGGCCCCUCCGAGCGCCCAGGUCCCACCGCAGCCAAGCCAGCCACCCCUCUAUCCUCAGGAGGACAUGAGCAGUUCAGAAUACACCCAGCGGACACCCUUGCCGGCGGCCAUGGUUGCAGGGAACGCCGGAGAACAGACCGAUGGCUCCACCACCUUCUCUGAUCCUCUCUCCCACUUUACUGACUUCUUCUGCAGCACCUUGAAAGAAGAGCACCGGCUGGAUGAGAUCCUGAUGGACGAUGCUCUCUCGCCCUUCGGGACAGACCCACUCCUCUCCGCCGGAUCGCCCGCAGCGUCCAAAGGGAGCAGCCGCAGAAGCAGCUUUAGCUCAGAGGAAGCAGACGAGCUCUGACCAUCCGGAUGCUGACCUGCAACACCUGUGUAACUGACCUCCCAAUUUCCAUUGGAUUACAAAGACGACGGGGAACUCAUCCCAAGAUCUUACACCAAUGUUGAGUCAGACACAUCAAAAAAGGGAGAUUGACUGAUUGAUCUACUGACAUUGACCUACUGUACAGAUAAAGGACUGUCUAUACAGCAAUAACACUGGUUACAUAUGAUCACUGGAUCACCAAAUGUAUAUUUCUGAAACUUAAUGGCAUUGUUGAGAUGGACCAGUUUAAAGAGAGAAAUCUUUUUGUGCCUUAUCCAAAGCAGGCUAACUUUAUUACCACUGAGACCAGAAGCGAUGCAGAUGUAAUUAUGCUAGGCAAAAAAACCUAACACAUCUUUCUGUUUCAUACAUAAUGUAUUUUUCCAGAAACAUACUGUUCAAGUAUUUAUGUUUUAAUCCCUGUAUUCUUAAAAAAAAACAAAAAAAAAAACAAAAAAAAAAACAUUUCUUAUUCUAACAUUUUACUUUUAUAUAUAACUCUAGGGGUGUGGGAAAACACAAUAAACCCCUUUUUGAUAAACUGAA
This is a messenger RNA of Megalobrama amblycephala (Wuchang bream), 3185 nucleotides long. It is a transcript of the gene tfec, whose product is annotated as transcription factor EC. Gene Ontology annotation, molecular function: DNA-binding transcription factor activity, RNA polymerase II-specific; protein dimerization activity; RNA polymerase II cis-regulatory region sequence-specific DNA binding. The record is from RefSeq and is a predicted model, not a curated record. The coding region runs from base 1350 to 2618 and encodes 422 amino acids. The transcript has 8 exons. Lineage: Eukaryota; Metazoa; Chordata; Actinopteri; Cypriniformes; Xenocyprididae. Gene Ontology annotation, cellular component: nucleus. Gene Ontology annotation, biological process: regulation of transcription by RNA polymerase II.